ACCUGCUGCUCAUGUCAUUAGGCCGACUCUUCAGGGAGGACUCGGUCUUCGCGUCUCUGUGGGAAAAUUCGCCUCGCUCACAGCUCUGCCCUCAAGACACGAGUUCUUCGAGACGUCUCAAGCUUUCAUGUUCUCCGUUUUCUGAUUCCACCUGGUUGUCUUUGCUUACUUUUGGAGGUCAUCAUGUGGCGUCAGCAGCGCAGCGUCCAUCUGUCGGUCCGUCCGUCCAGAGGUCUGGUGGACGAGAAGGUAGCCAUCCUGGUGCAGAGUGCGCCCCCUGGAGCCCGGAUCACCCUGUGCGCCUUCCACCGCUGCGAGGACAGACACGGGUGGGAGGCUUUUGCUCACUACCUGACGGACGCCGCAGGCUCCCUCAACGUGUCCAGAGAUCCCAGCCUGGGUGGGACGUAUUCCGGGGUGGAGCAGAUGGGCCUUUUCUGGAGCAUCAGACCAGUUCCGGGAAGCCAUCCUGGACUCAGGCUGAGGAAGAAGAAUGUGCAGACCCCCAUGGAGUUCACCAUCUCCGUCUACCAGGACCACUUCACCGACUUCACGGAUCAGGUACCGCUGGCGUCUCAAACGGUAGAGCGCUGGUACAUGGCGCCCGGCGUUCUCAGGACCCCCAUCAAGGAUCACGAACUGACGGCGACCCUCUUCCUGCCCACAGGUCCCGGACCGUUCCCUGCCAUCCUGGACUUGUGGGGUGGCGGAGGCCAGCUGGUUGAGUACCGGGCGGCGCUGCUCGCCUCACAUGGCUUCGCCACACUGGCUCUGGACUACAUGACCCCGAAGAUCACAGUGGAGACCGGAAAGAUGGUGGACAACACCUACUUUGAGAGGGCCUUCACGUUCCUGCAGCAGCACCCCGGGGUCCUGGCCGAACGCGUGGCCAUGUUAGGUCUGUCCUUUGGCGUCUGCGUCACGCUCAAGAUGGCCGCCUACUCGCAUGUCGUCAAGCCCAGGUGUGCAGUGUGCAUCAGUGGAAGCCACGUGCAGCCCGUGGAUGGAACGAUGGCGGACAUUUUAUCUUAUUUUGAUCGGAACGGGCACAAGAUUCAGUUGAAUGACGAGAACCAGGCCAUCUUAAGAAACUUGCUGCUGCCAAUACCCACUGACCCCGCCUUCAAAGUGGAUGUCGGACGUGUGCAAUGUCCACUGUUGGUGGUCGCAGGCGAGGAUGACCAGAACUGGCCCGCCGCCGAGUCAGCCCAAGACAUGAAGGAGAUGAUGGAGCGUGCGGGAAACGCCCACCUGCUGACUGUUCUUUCUUACCCAAAUGCGGGACACUUGCUGGAGCCUCCGUACUCCCCACACACCAGAGCGAGCUCAUUCCGAUCUGUAGGCAGUCGGGAAAAGAUCACAGCUCUGUGGGGAGGCCAUUGCGCGGCGCAUUCGCUGGCUCAGGAAGACGCUUGGAAGAAGACCUUGGACUUCCUGCGCCACCAUUUGUACUCAUAAAGAUUGAACGCCGGUGCCCGCCAGAAGAAGGACAAGUCGGAGGUUAA
Molecule: messenger RNA, 1505 nt
Organism: Hippocampus comes (tiger tail seahorse)
Lineage: Eukaryota; Metazoa; Chordata; Actinopteri; Syngnathiformes; Syngnathidae
Product: acyl-coenzyme A thioesterase 4-like
Exons: 11
Coding region: 184-1458 (424 amino acids)
Biological process (GO): fatty acid metabolic process; acyl-CoA metabolic process
Molecular function (GO): fatty acyl-CoA hydrolase activity
Source: RefSeq, a predicted model, not a curated record